Messenger RNA from Maudiozyma barnettii, 627 nucleotides. It is a transcript of the gene PML1, whose product is annotated as Pml1p. Bases 1 to 627 code for a protein of 208 amino acids. Lineage: Eukaryota; Fungi; Ascomycota; Saccharomycetes; Saccharomycetales; Saccharomycetaceae. Gene Ontology annotation, cellular component: nucleus. Gene Ontology annotation, biological process: maintenance of RNA location; mRNA splicing, via spliceosome. The transcript has a single exon. Gene Ontology annotation, molecular function: mRNA binding; protein binding. The record is from RefSeq and is a predicted model, not a curated record.
AUGAAAAGGUACUCAAGAUCCCAAAAUAGUCGUUAUGAUCAAAUAAAGAGAUCUAAGGCUGAAUGCAAGAUACAUCCAUCCUUCGAGCCAUCAGGUAUAUUAGAAGCUGAAUCAAACAAUAGUAAUGGUGAGCCAUUGAAGUAUGUAGCGCCACCGGAUUCUGUAUCACCAGAUGAAUUUUGGGAUAAAAUAAAACUCACGAUAUCUGAGAGACCAAUUAUUAAGGCAAUAUUAUAUAAAAAAGGUAUUAAAGAACCCUUACGAGAAUUUAAUCUUGAUUUAAAGAGUUAUUACAUUAUAGGGAGACAACUUCCCAAAGAGAAAAGAAAUAUAUCUAAUGAAAAUAAUGAAAAUGAUUCCGACUCUGAUACCACAGAGGUAAUUUUGUCAGACAUUGGCAUACCUGACCCUGGUUGUUCUAAGGAACAUUCCGUCAUUCAAUUCAGGGAGAAAAACAAAAAGCUAUUACCUUACAUAAUGGAUUUAAACUCUUCGAAUGGAACUACCCUAAAUGGCAUCCUUAUACCGAGAGCAAGAUAUAUUGAGCUGAGGAAUGAGGAUCUAAUUUUAUUUUCCGAAUUUGACAUCGACUCUGAAUAUGAAUUAUUAUUUAUGUUUGUUAAGUAA